AUGCCAGGCCAGCCCACCCUACCUGCACUCCGCAGCUUCCUUCUCCCUUGGGCCUUAACCAUCUUCCACAUAGGCCUGGGAAACCCAGCACCCCACCCGGGCCCCCACUACCUCCUGUCCCCCAUCCACGAGGUCAUUCACUCUCGUCGUGGGGCCACGGCCACGCUGCCCUGCGUCCUGGGCGCCUCGCCUCCCAGCUACAAGGUGCGCUGGAGCAAAGUGGAGCCCGGGGAGCUACGGGAAACGCUGAUCCUCAUCACCAACGGCCUGCACGCCCGCGGCUACGGGCCUCUGGGAGACCGCGCCAGGAUGCGCCGGGGGCAUCGGCUGGACGCCUCCCUGGUCAUCGCCGGCGUGCGCCUGGAAGAUGAGGGCCGGUACCGCUGCGAGCUCAUCAACGGCCUGGAGGACGAGAGCGUGGCGCUGAGCCUGCGCCUGGAGGGCGUCGUGUUCCCCUACCAGCCCCGCCGGGGCCGCUAUCACUUCAACUACUUCGAGGCGAAGCAGGCGUGCGAGGAGCAGGACGGCCGCCUGGCCACCUACGGCCAGCUGUACCAGGCGUGGACGGACGGGCUGGACUGGUGCAACGCGGGCUGGCUGCUGGACGGCUCCGUGCGCUACCCGGUGCUCACGGCGCGCGCUCCGUGCGGCGGCCCCGGGCGGCCGGGCAUCCGCACCUACGGGCCCCGAGACCGCAAGCGGGACCGCUACGACGCCUUCUGCUUCACCUCCGCGCUGGCGGGCCGCGUGUUCUUCGUGCCGGGGCGGCUGACGCUUCCUGAAGCGCACGAGGCGUGCGGGCGGCGUGGAGCCGCGGUGGCCAAGGUCGGGCACCUCUACGCCGCCUGGAAGUUCUCCGGCCUGGACCAGUGCGACGGCGGGUGGCUGGCGGACGGCAGCGUGCGCUUCCCCAUCACCACGCCGCGGCCGCGCUGCGGGGGCCUCCCCGACCCCGGGGUGCGCAGCUUCGGCUUCCCCCAGCCCCAGCAGGCGGCCUACGGGACCUACUGCUACGCCGAGAAGUAGG
Perognathus longimembris pacificus (Pacific pocket mouse) is the source of this 1027-nucleotide messenger RNA. RefSeq names its product hyaluronan and proteoglycan link protein 2 (gene Hapln2). Bases 1 to 1026 code for a protein of 341 amino acids. Gene Ontology annotation, biological process: cell adhesion. The transcript is spliced from 5 exons. NCBI's taxonomy places the organism in Eukaryota, Metazoa, Chordata, Mammalia, Rodentia, Heteromyidae. Gene Ontology annotation, molecular function: hyaluronic acid binding. The record is from RefSeq and is a predicted model, not a curated record.